CUGUUAAGCAUCACAGAGAUGUGCAACUAAACACAUGUGGCCUCUCGUUGUCAACACAUGAACACUUCCGCUCUUUAGCUUGGCUCGCCUGGAUUUGCCCAGUGGUGCCGCGGUGCAUGCCGGGCUGGAGGCGGACAGCUGUCUUCAGUUUGUGGAGGACCGACGUCAGUGUUUGUGCUGCUGGUCCGGGGAAGAUGGCGGAGGCUGCGGCUGUUCCACCGCAUCGGUUUUUCUGUCACUGUUGUAAAGGAGAAGUGAACCCCAAACUCCCGGAAUACAUCUGUCCAAGAUGUGAUUCAGGGUUCAUCGAGGAAGUAACAGAAGACUCCAGUCUCCUAGAGGGUGGCGCUAAUGGGAUAGAUGACACAGCCACACACUUUGCAGAGCUAUGGCACCUGUUGUUACUGGAGCGGCCAUUUACAGACGGCGACACACCCGACUCAGAACCUCGGCUCCCCGGAGGCCGUUUGGGGGGUCUCAGUGACCUGGGGGGUUUGGGAGGGGGACCAAUCGGGGGGUCAGUCCCAGCAGGCCUAGGGGGACCUAUGGGGGGUCUACUAGGAGCUGGGGACCACUGGGGACCAGGACGCCCCCCUCGCCUGCACAGCCAGAGGAGAUACCGGUCCAGAGGCAGCAGUAGGCCGGACCGCUCACCUGCUGUGGAGGGGAUUGUACAACAGUUUCUUACCGGCCUCUUUGCCAACUCCGGAGUCCCUGGCUCACCUCCCCUCUCAUGGACAGGGAUGCUGCACUCUAAUCCAGGGGAUUACGCUUGGGGACAGGGAGGGUUAGACGCCGUGAUAACACAGUUACUAGGUCAGUUGGAGAACACAGGACCUCCUCCAGCAGAGAAAGAGAAGAUCUCUUCUCUCCCAACGGUCAAUAUCUCUCAGGAACAAGCAGACUGCUGUAUGGAAUGUCCGGUGUGCAAAGAGGACUUCGCAGUGGGAGAGCCAGUCAGACAGCUACCCUGUAACCACUUCUUUCACUCAGACUGUAUAGUACCAUGGCUGGAAAUGCACGACACAUGUCCAGUGUGUAGGAAGAGUUUGAACGGAGAAGACCGCAGCAGCCAGCCCCCAUCAGAGUCCCCCUCCCUCUCCAUGGACCCCCGCACACAGGAGAGAUGGUCCUUCUGAGACACCCACCUGUGUCAUCCCUUCGGUUCUCCUCGCCUACAUCCAGCAACACACCGAGAAGAUGAAAAACGCUUCUCACUUUUCCUCUUUUCCAUCUCUGUUGCAGUCAUAAUCAUCUCAGUCUGAUAUUUUUUUUUUGUAUUUUUUAUUUUCUAUUUUAAUGCCUUUUCUCCUCAACCAUGUAUGCAGAAACCCAUACAGACGUCUUAACAGUCACUCGAGAUCACUGCAAGAUCUCCCUUCUUCUUCUUUUUUUUUUUCUGCCUAAUGACAAACCAGCCUCGAUAGAUGAUGAUCAAGCCCGUGUCUUCUCCAUUUCCCCCCCUCAAGCAAACUCCUCCCCCAACUUUCUUGAAAUGCACUGCUGCGCUACACUAUUGUGAGGAAAUGCCAGACUUUAUAUCAUACACCAUUCCCUUGUUACUCAUCUGAAAACUAGCUAGAUCCUGCAACUGAGCCCUGGUUACUUUCACUCUUGGCAUUUACAGGGACUGGACCUGGCAACAUGAACACCUACAGUAUACCCCUGCAAUAAAUGUUGUGUUCAUGAAGGGUGUAACGUUUAAUUUUUCUUUUUGUUGAGACUGUCAGGAAGAUCAUGAUUGGAUUCUGGGUCGCACCACAAAUGGAAGCUGUGACAUCAAAUGAAAACAAGGGACUGUAAUGCAUCUGAAAAAAUUAAAUGUCAUACCAGUAUGGGAAUGAAAUUAGAAAAAAUUAAAGAGCUUGUCCCAUUAUGAAAUGCUUUGGAUUUAAAAAUUCUCCUCCUGGUGUAUAUAUUAUAAACAGAUGGCAUCCUUCUGUCAUUUUACUCCUUUGUCAAUGUCUUUUGUUUCACAUUUUUAUCACUUUUGUUUUUGAUGUAAAUAAUUUUAGUCCAACAACUUAUGGUUUGCAAAGGAAAAAAAAACAUUGAGAAUGGAGACACAAAUGUGAAAUAUCUGGUUAUCAAACUGUAUAUUAUAUAUAUGAAAAAAAUGUCUAUGAUGUAUUAAUAAAUUGACAAAAAAACUG
Molecule: messenger RNA, 2153 nt
Organism: Acanthopagrus latus (yellowfin seabream)
Lineage: Eukaryota; Metazoa; Chordata; Actinopteri; Spariformes; Sparidae
Gene: rnf115
Product: ring finger protein 115
Exons: 9
Coding region: 117-1139 (340 amino acids)
Biological process (GO): ubiquitin-dependent protein catabolic process; positive regulation of DNA-templated transcription; protein ubiquitination
Cellular component (GO): nucleoplasm; cytoplasm
Molecular function (GO): ubiquitin protein ligase activity
Source: RefSeq, a predicted model, not a curated record